Messenger RNA from Strigops habroptila (Kakapo), 3239 nucleotides. It is a transcript of the gene RNLS, whose product is annotated as renalase, FAD dependent amine oxidase. Bases 19 to 1182 code for a protein of 387 amino acids. Lineage: Eukaryota; Metazoa; Chordata; Aves; Psittaciformes; Psittacidae. The transcript has 8 exons. The record is from RefSeq and is a predicted model, not a curated record. Gene Ontology annotation, cellular component: extracellular region. Gene Ontology annotation, molecular function: oxidoreductase activity, acting on NAD(P)H.
GGGCGGGCGGGCCGGGCCAUGUCGCGGGUGCUGGUGGUGGGCGCGGGGCUGACGGGCGGUGCCUGCGCGGCGCUGCUGCGGGGGGCGGCGCUGGGCCGCGUCGUCGUCUGGGACAAGGCGAGGGGCGCAGGGGGCCGCAUGAGCACGAGCCGCGGCGCGGGGGACGCUGCCUGCACCGCAGACCUGGGCGCGCAGUACAUCACCCUGGAGGCGGAGCGCGCCCAGCCGCACCGCAGCUUCUAUGAGGAACUUCUGUCUCAUGGCAUCUUGCAACAGCUGACUGCACGCAUUGAAGGAAUGGUAGUGAAAAAAGGCUCAUGCAAUUAUGUGGCACCCCAGGGGAUCUCCUCAGUUGUCAAGUAUUAUUUAAAGCAGUCAGCAGGUGCAGAUGUCUUCUAUGAACAGCAUGUAACUCGCAUCUCUCUCCGAGACGGGAAAUGGGAAGUCUCCAGGAAAACGGGACCACCGGAACUGUUUGAUAUAGUUAUUCUCACAAUGCCUGUUCCACAAAUUCUUCACCUGCAAGGUGACAUUGUAAACACCGUGAAUUUCACCUGUGAUUCAGUGAAUGGCAUCCUGUCCCUACCUCCCACUGCUGGUGUCUGCUCCACCUCUAACCUUCCACUGCAGCGUUUCGUACCUUCCUUAAUUAAUGAAAGUCAAAAGCAGCAACUGGAAUCUGUGAGCUACUCCUCCCGCUACGCUCUGGGACUUUUUUAUGAAGCCGGUACACGGAUUGAUGUCCCCUGGGCUGCACAGUACAUCACCGAUAAUCCCUGCAUACGCUUCAUCUCCAUCGAUAAUAAGAAACGCAAUAUAGAGUCUCCUGAAAUUGGGUCCUCAGUUGUAGUUCACACAACUGUGACAUUUGGUAGCAAAUACCUGGAUUCAGACCUUACAGAGGUGCAGCAGUUAAUUCUCAGUCACCUGGAGAGAAUUUUGCCAUCCCUACCUAAACCAUCCAGCAUCAAGUGUCAGAAAUGGAGAUACUCUCAGGUUACAAAAGCUGUGCCCAAUUCUCUGGGACAAAUGAUUCUUCAUAUUCAACCUCUCCUGGUUUGUGGGGGCGAUGGAUUUACUCGUUCCAACUUUGAUGGCUGCAUAGAUUCUGCUGUGAGUCUUGCAGAGGCUGUGAAGUCUCAUUUACAGCAAUUACAAAGUCAGCUGCUAAACUUAGUCUAGAUUUAUGAUGAGUUUUACUAUGUUGGAUUGAAUUCUAGUUUAGCGUUAGCAUCACUGGCCUCUAUCUUACAAAAAUAAAUAAAGGAAGAUCUAUUGGUGUGCUUUAAUAAUUAUCGAGAUGGAACUGAAUUUAAUUUUUAGUGGUUACUUACUUGAAGUAGAACUUUUUCUGGCUCUAGUCAGAAGCACUGAGCUUCAGCAAGUCUGCUGAUACUUUUACAGCCCCUGAAAAUUAUGUCAAGGAGAGGAGCCUGACUUAGCACAAAACCCCAUGGAGCUGCAGAGUUUACUCCUCUAAGCAUUCGGAGCCCUGGAAGUGACAGAAGAAACAUGCACAAUUGAUCCCAGAGCUUUCAUACAUACAUGUGGUUAUUUCUUCUGGUGCAGAUCAGUCCUGCUCAUGGGUUAUUGUGUUGGCCGUGUGGAAUCAGUGAUGGGGCAUACCUUUCUAUGCUUCUCAAGUUGCAUGGCCUAUGCAGGGUGUAACCAUAUCAACUCAAGGUCUAACCCUGUCUCCAGGCAUGGACAACUUUUAAGUGAGGGGUAGUAGUUCUCUGCUGACCAGCUUUCUUUGCCCACAGUUUUCUGGAGACCUGGUUGCACAUUGCUGGAAGAGCUCAUUUAAGAGCUCAAUGGUGUUACUGGCAAUGGUGUGCCACUGAAAUACGGUACCUGUCCUGGGUGCAGUCUAAGCAGUAUCAGCCCAGCUGUGCUCGUAAAAGCAAGAAUGUUAAAGAGAAGGCAUGCAUGUUUCUCACAGCAAUAGGACUGCUAUUCCAAAGUCAUCUUGGGAAUAGACAUUGACAUCUGGGCUGUGACAUGAAUUUAACACAGUAAAGCAGACUGGCCAGGAAAGUGGAUGAACUUAAAAUAGUUCAGUAUUUGCCAGUGCAUCAUAGCUCUCUGCUGGCCCAGGGUUCCCUGAACAAAGAACAGCCCUUUCCUCCUUCCAGGUGGUGGAGGAAUCAGGGUAAGAGCAGCCAGUAUGGAAGCUCUUUGCCUGGCAAAUGCCAAGAGGAAGGAGGAAAAGAAUUUAUCUAAGUACGGUCCAUGGCAGUGCGUUAAUAAAGAAAAUUGGGCUGACAUUUCAGGCAGUUACAUCAUGACCCCUAUGAGUUUACACUAAUUUGAAGUAAACAGCCAGUCUGAAAGAAAGGUGACUUCUAGACAGCUCUAUACUUUUUUUUGGCAGAACAGGCAUAGAAGGGGAGGGGCAGAUCCAGGGAAGGAUAUAAAUACAUGUGUGAGUGAAUAGACAAGGAAUUUGAUUUGAAAAUCUAAAAAAUAUAUAAUUUUUAUAAAUAUAGUAUAGAAAAUAUAUAUAAUAUAUAUUAUAUAUUAUAUAUAAAAAUAUAUAAUUUUUAUAUAUAAUACAUAAAGCAAGUAUAAUAGUGUUGAAAAUACUACCUGUCACGGUUUCAGGUAUUUCUAAGAUACCAAAUCAUGUUCGUGAAGUAAAUUUUGAAAUUACUCAGAAAUUAACCAAGAAAUAAUUUAUUUAUUCUAAAUUUGAUUUUAAAUUGCCCUUCCUCUUAAGUCAUGUGUCACAAGUUUAGCACCUCUCUAUACUACAGCACUAAAAAUAGCAAAGUGCUAUUUUCAGCAGACAGAAUUUUAACCAUUAGAGAAGUACAUUCAGCCUCUUUUUCUUAUAUCCUCCAUUUCACAAAAAUCUGACAUCCUGUAUUCACAGUAACUGAACACUGUAAUCUGCUGUUUGACUGUUUCUAAUGCAGUAUUUUAAGUGACAGUAAGAACCUUAAAACUUAAUUUUAAAAACAUCUUUGAAGAAUAUUACAUGACACCAUACAGUUUUAUUGUUGUUUUUUCUUCUUUCCAUGAAACCCUGGAGUUUAAAACUAGGUGUUGUUACUGUGUCUGAACCAACCAGGUCCAAACCCUCGGGUUUCAAUCACUGUGUGUUGUGGAGAAAUGGGGAAGAUUGGUGGUCAUGUAUGUCCACAAAUCUUUUACAAAGGCAUGUGAUCUCCUAUCUUCCCUGGAUCAACAUAACCAUGAAGAGCCACAUGGUCAUGGAAUAAAUCUAAUCUGGUGAA